GAAAAAAGAAGAGAAUAGUUUCCUUUAAGGCGGGAAAAUCCCGGGCUAGUGUGACAGUGUGUUGGAAGAUGGCAAAUUGGUCAUACCCAGAUGCUUCUCUGGAAGAUUUGCUGAAAAUGGUGAAAGGGUUCAUAGAUAUGGUCAUUCUUGCUUCUGGGUAUCAAUCAUCUGGUCGUCUUGCUCACUGGGAUUCACAUAACAUCAAAAAUGCGCUUCAAUGGGCUCUCUUUCUCCAGGAUGUGAUGAGGGACUUAAGUAGCUCAGAAGACUAUAAAGACUCUUUGGAGGAGCUUGAUGCAGCUUUAUGUGAAAUAAACUCUAAUCCAUAUUUCCCUCAGGGUCUAGCCCAUAUUUCCUCGAAGGUCCUUAGCAAAGCAAGUGAAUUCAUGCUAGAACAUCUCAUCAGUGUCUUUCCACUGAGAGAUGAACACUUGAAAGCUUUACUGAAUGCAAGUGUUGAGAUGGAUUAUCACAUGCACCAGAAGACAGAUAGUAGAUCUCUCAAUGACAUUUUUGAAACCUUGAUGUGUAAUACAUCUAAAAAUGCUAUUCCUAAUGAGAACAAAUUUCCAAGGGAGGAAUCUCUAAACUCAUUGCCAAAUUCUUCUCCAAGUGAACAAGCUGAUGAUUCAAUCAGAUGUGAGUUUUCUCUCUUCACUGCACAAGCGCUUGAAAGGAGGCAACUAUCAGUUUCAUUGAUAUCUGCAGCAGAGACAGGGUUGAACAUUUUGUCUAGUGGCUUAAGAGAUCUGUAUGUGAGGGAGGAUGACAAUGCUUUAGAUGUAAAAAUGAUGCAGACAACAAAUUUCAUGACUGAAGAAAAACCAAUCGGUUUGGCUGUCUGGAAUUAUUGGAAAUCAAAAAGUCUCUCAUAUUUGCUUGACAAGAGAACUAUUAGACUGGUCUCAGGUGCCAGCCUGGUGUUUUCUGCCCCGAAGAGACAAUGGAUUCAAGUGUUUCAGCGGAUAGAUAUAUCAUCUCAACUUGAAGAUAGUUUGUGUGAAAUAGUUGAGCUCGCAUUACUAGCAUGUGUAGUGGAUAGAUGGAGUUUUCUGAUUGACCGUUUGAUGUUGACCUCUUAUGAGUUUGUCACCACUUCGAGGCUAUACAAUGAGGUGCAUAGCUCGGUACAGAGAGAUUGUAUGGAGGAAACCAGCAACUCAAAGGAAAAAGGAAUUAUUGAGUACCUUGAAGUUUUCUUACACAAUCGGCUAUAUCUCUUGUGGGAACUAUCUCCAGUCCUAGCAGCAUUUGCAAUUCCUUCCUGGUCAAAUUUGUUCAGAAAAUAUCUGACAGAGCUUGACGGUCAAGUUACAGGAGACUUUUCAUUAACUAGAUCCGAUAGUAGUACUAAGGAAAGGAAGAAGUAUAGAGAAUGUGAUGUUGCUGAGAGAAUUUGGUGCCUUCAUGUUUGUCAUGUUGGUGGUUCUGAUGUAGAAUCUGGUUCAUUUAGCACUUGACAAUAUUUUCUCUUGAAGGCGUAACCGGCAAAGGUCAAAAAUCUUGAUGAUGAGAAGUUCAAAGAUGAUUCAGAUGUUGAAGUGUCACAGACGGAGAGUUGCACACAGCAGUUGUGAUGUUACACUGGUUAGUGUUGAAAGAAGAGCACCGGUUAAUUGUUU
Solanum tuberosum (potato) is the source of this 1622-nucleotide messenger RNA. RefSeq lists its product as uncharacterized. The record is from RefSeq and is a predicted model, not a curated record. Gene Ontology annotation, cellular component: Fanconi anaemia nuclear complex. The transcript is spliced from 10 exons. Lineage: Eukaryota; Viridiplantae; Streptophyta; Magnoliopsida; Solanales; Solanaceae. Gene Ontology annotation, biological process: interstrand cross-link repair. The coding region runs from base 69 to 1460 and encodes 463 amino acids.